GCUUGAGAACUGUCAGAAAUGUAAGAGUUUUUCAACUCGAUUUUAAAAUAAUAAAUAACGUAGCAUGUCACACUGACAGUAUAAAUAAAUAUACUUUUCAUCAACGUUAAUUAUAAACUUAGAUUUAUAACUCGAUAUUUAGUAAAUUACAAAAUAAUAUAUACUUACAUUUAUGUCAAGUAAAACGAGUGUGCACGUAAAAGAGAAGAGCUCGCCGGCUCACUCAGUCUACUGGAAGAUUCCAUUGUGAGAGGGUUCAAAAAAUAAUUUAUGUGUGCAAAAUAGUGAAUUUGUGAUUUUAGGCAACAAAUACUUCAACUAUAUGACAUAUCACAAAUCGAUUCCUGCAAUCAAGCAAGAAGUGAAGCAAAGAAAAACGAACUAACAUUGAAUAAAGAAGAAAUAUUAGGGGAUAUGUUUGGGAUAAUAAAGUAAUCUUAAGUUUUAACGCAAUGUGCUUACUAAUUUUUUAUAUUUAUCUUUGUGAAUGAUAUGACGCUAUUUCUUUCUUGAUUUAAUUUACAUAUUUUCAUUUGCGAAACCCGUGCACUCUGUCAGUAACCAUUAGUUGCACACUUUAUGCUAUUGUAGAUACUAUUGCUUCACUAAAAUACCUCUAAAUACUGCUUUUUCGAAUAGGGUUUAACCUAUUUCCUAUUUAAAACAAUAACAAAGAUAAUUGAAAUAUGCAAAACGCUGAUUUGAAUAUAUCAAUUGGAAGCAAUGACUCUAAUGGUAGUGACGAUUUUGAGAUAGUUCAAAAAUUUUUAGCUCUCUGCAAAGUUCAAAAUGAAAGAUUACGAGAUCGGAAUUUGGCCAAAGCUCACAUCAUCGUCUGGGAGUGGCUUGACAUGUUGGCAAGCCCAGAUCAUUGGGAGAACAGCAAGGAGGGAAGACAACAAAAGUGUAAUCCAAUUAAGUGCAAAAAUCAAGGCAACAGAAAUGAUACAAGUGUGAAUUCAUCAAAAUGUGCAGACCAUCAGAAUUAUUAUAAUUACCAUCGUAAAAAUCGAAGACGUUUUCUAAAAAGCUAUAAAACAGAAAAUUUUUUCCCAGAAAGCCCAACUACCCAUAAUCCACAUCCUUCAUUCCAAGAAGAUAUUAUUAAAGAUUCUGUUGACAAUCUCAUUUCCAAGACUGCUGAUGAUAGUUGCUUACAGUCUUCAUCUUUAGAUGAAAAUAAAUUUGAUAUCCAGGAUUUAAAUUCUACGAAUAUAAAAAUAAAAUUUAACGUUACUAAUAAAAGCGACGAAAUGAUAUUCGCAUGUUCAUCCAUCGAAGCGUUAGAUGAUGCCGAAGAAACAACCAGUCGGUCUGUAAAAAUAAAAGGCGCGAAACAAAAACAACUAGGAACAGACGAUCAAGAUUCAGAUACUAAAAAAUAUGGAAAAAGUCCAAAAUUUGAUGAUAAACUAGAUAACGCAAGUUUCUUUAACACAAGUCGCGAAAAUAACUUAUCACUAAAUAUACCAAAAGUCACUCAGUUAGAGAACGCGGCUUGUAAAAAUUGGCAUAUUCAAGACAGUUAUACUGAACAUAACACAAAUAAGAAAAAUAAUAAUGACGGAAUAGUAUUUAAUACUUUAGAAGGUUUCAUUCCUAAAUCUAAUACUUCUACGCCAUGUAAAAAUGAUAAUUUAUGGUUUCUGGAGCAACCAGGACCUAGUGAUAAAAAAUGUGAUGAAGAUUAUUGUACCUAUUCCAGUAGUGAUAAAAAAUUUAUACACGAUCGCGACAUGGUGAUAAAAAAUAGUAAAGUAACCAAAAAGCUUGAGUGUAUUCCCGAUCAAGUUGCUGAAAAUGACUAUUCUAUUGAUAAUGAAGAAUACUUACAAGAUGAAGACAUGACUAUAAAGGAUGAUAAAAUGCUGGAAAAAGUCGAAUUCACUCCUGGCGACGUGGGCAGAAUGUUGAAUAUAGGAAACGCUUUAGAAUUUCCUCGAUCUCUCACUCAAUCAACUGAUUAUUUGAAACUUGUGACGCUACAUCUUCCAAUCAUCCUCCGACUCACUGUUAACUGCCCGUUCAAAAAUGUCAGGGUAAAGUGCAUGGAAAUUCUGCAAAUGAUCAAGGAACGUGAGUUAUCAAUUCCGAUACCAACUUAUAAUGGACCCAGUGCAUUCAUUCCCAGCUCAGAGAUUCCAGACAUCUCUGACCUCGAUGAAAGGACUCACGGGUACUUUGUGGAAACUUUUUUACAGACAACUCGCGUGGACCAUAUUUCACGAGUAAUGUCAUCGCACCCUUCGUAUUUAGAUAAUUUUCUUAAAACUCAACAAUUUAUUCUACGGGGUGAUGGUCCACUGCCCUUCGUCUAUCGUCAUUUAAUUGCCAUCAUGGCUGCUGGUAGACAUCAAUGCAGUUAUUUAAUAAAUUUACAAAAAGGGGAAUUUCUUCUUCAAGGCGGUGAUGCCGCCUGGUUACAGGGAUUAAAAUAUAUUCCACAAAAAUUGCAAAAUCUUUAUGACAUAAAUAAAAUUCUUGCGCACAGGCCAUGGUUAUUAACUAAAGCUCACAUAGAGAAAAUGACCAAAGGCACAGAUAGUUGGUCUCUUUCUGAACUCGUUCAUGCAAUAGUUUUAUUGGCUCACUUUCAUUCUUUAUCGUCAUUUGUAUUUUCUUGUGGAAUUAAUGAAGAACUUGACUUGGUUGCUAACUGUCAGGGCAAAGAAAAUAUUCAAGCCAAUAGUAAUAAUGUAUCAUCUGCCAAAGAAAAUAUGGUCAAAAGUCCAAAAAAGAUUUCAAGUAGUGAUAGCACGACUGAUAAAGUGCAUUCGCCGCCUCCUUCACCAAGUAUAGUCGGUGAACAAGAAGUUGGGGUUGUAACGUUAAUGGAACGAAUGAAAUAUUUGUCGGAAAACUCAAUAUCUACACUUCCGCAAGAAGAGCUGUCAAAAAGAUUCAAAUCUGUUGAAACACAAUCUGCUGAACUAGAACCGGCUCAAGAAAGAUCAAGUCCGCCUAUUAAUUCUGACAUUGAACCUUUUGUUAGAGAACCCGAGUACAUAUAUCAAGACUUUGCCAAGCGAGGUCAAGUCAACGAUAUUCCCACAUUUCGUACCCAAGAUUAUUCAUGGGACGUUCAUGGUUUUUCUCUCGUAAGCCGCCUCUACAACGAAGUAGGAGGACUUUUGGAUGAAAAGUUUAAAACAGCUGCUACUCUUACGUAUUACACAAUGGGUACUCAUGACAAAGUGGAUACUUCACACUUCAGACGCGCAAUAUGGAAUUAUAUUCAAUGUAUGUUCGGUAUCAGACAUGAUGACUAUGACUACAAUGCCGUCAAUCAACUUCUUGAACGCAGUUUGAAGACGUUUAUUAAAAACGCAGUCUGUUAUCCUGAACGUGUUACGAAGAGAGAUUAUGAUAGGGUUAUGAAAGAGUUUAAACAUAGUGAGAAGGUUCAUGUGAAUUUGAUGAUUCUUGAAGCUCGUAUGCAAGCCGAAUUAUUGUACGCCUUACGUGCAAUAAUGCAAUUUAUGACCUAAUUUAAAUUUCUACUUGUGUCUACCUGAAAACUGGUCAGUUCGAUUAUUUAAAUAAUAAUGUAUUAUUGCCAAUAGCUUCAAAAUACUUUACACAGUAAAAGCUCUGACGAUCAUUUGAUGAGAAACAAUAAUAAAUUACUCAGGUAAUUUUUAACGAAGCUACACUACAAAGUUGACGCAAAUGAUGCUAAGACAUCAUUUAUCCAUUUUAAAUAUUUAUAGAUAAUAAUUAUUAUUAUUGAGAUUCAGUUUAAUGGAAUUAAAAGUAAAUUUUUGUACCCCUGAUGACAAAACUAUAAAAUUUUCAAAAAUGUAAAAGAUUAAUUCAUAUAAAUUUUUAAUGAAAUGCUUCCCCGUAAUUAUUAUUUUAAUAAAUUUCAUAUCAAUAUCUUUGAAAUACAAAAAUUUUUUAAAUUCCAGUAGACAACGUAACUUUUUUUAUUUUAACAGUUUGUCUAAUAUUUUCUUGUAAUGGUUCACUACUUUAUUUACAAAGAUAAUUUAUAGGUUAUUUUAUACCCGGAAAAAUAAUUUAGAUAUACGGAGGCUAAAACUGAAAAAAAAAAAAAAAAAAAAAAA
Molecule: messenger RNA, 4067 nt
Organism: Microplitis demolitor
Lineage: Eukaryota; Metazoa; Arthropoda; Insecta; Hymenoptera; Braconidae
Gene: Sesn
Product: sestrin-3
Exons: 11
Coding region: 687-3488 (933 amino acids)
Biological process (GO): negative regulation of TORC1 signaling; cellular response to L-leucine; cellular response to leucine starvation
Cellular component (GO): nucleus
Molecular function (GO): L-leucine binding; oxidoreductase activity, acting on peroxide as acceptor
Source: RefSeq, a predicted model, not a curated record